Messenger RNA from Dentiscutata erythropus, 360 nucleotides. The record is from the annotation of a GenBank genome assembly. NCBI's taxonomy places the organism in Eukaryota, Fungi, Glomeromycota, Glomeromycetes, Diversisporales, Gigasporaceae.
AUGUCAGCCAAUCCAAAUUUGUUGGCCUUUUUGGACAAAAAAAUAUAUGAACUUUCAGAAUUGACCAAAACUUCUUUGGCCAGUAAAAUUGCUAACACUGGCACAGUACGGCAAAACGAGUGGGAUACCUUGGCCCAAAAGGAGGAUGAAAAGGGUCCAAUCGCAAAGCUCAUUGCUUUUAUGGCCCCGAAGAACCUUGAGGAUGCAAUCGAAAGUGCAAGGCAGACUAAAGAUACUCCUGUGACCCCAGAAAUAAGACAAGUAAUAAUAUUACUUGCUUUAGAUGUAAAAGGGUGGGACAUAUAUCCCGAGAUUGUGUAUCUAAAAAGAGGAUGUGGAAAAUUUUUUGAGUCCCCGUAA